Cladophialophora carrionii CBS 160.54 is the source of this 768-nucleotide messenger RNA. RefSeq lists its product as uncharacterized. The record is from RefSeq and is a predicted model, not a curated record. NCBI's taxonomy places the organism in Eukaryota, Fungi, Ascomycota, Eurotiomycetes, Chaetothyriales, Herpotrichiellaceae. The coding region runs from base 1 to 768 and encodes 255 amino acids. The transcript has 2 exons.
AUGUCUUUAAAAGCUGCAAAGGGCGACCGAGUGAACAUGGCCUCGUUAUUCUACCAAUCCAAACAAACCACAAGACCUGAAGUCACACAAGGCGCAAAUCAUCUGAAGCACAUACCACCCACACCCACCAUUCAAAUGGUCCAGUACGAUCCAUUUGUUGGCAUGUUUCCCGCUGCUGCCCUUCCCUCCCGCGGAAGAGACGCCGCUCAGCACAGCAACAACACCGAGCACAAUCCAGGACACAACGAAUUCGUCCACCACAGACUGAGAAGACUGUCGACGAGCGGUGGCGACCAUCCUCGGUGCUGUUCCAAAUGCCACUUGAGGCUACCAUCGCAAGAACACCGUCCAGCCUUGGUCCGCCAUGACAGCACUUCAAGCGAAGAAGAAUGGGACGGCUUCUGUCCGGACAUCACCAUGCCCAAGGACCUCUACCAUUCAGCUUCCCAUCGUUCGAUUCAAAGACGGCAUUCCAGCCUCUGCCCCACAAAUGUCGCCAACCACGAACGCAAGGGCAGUGGCAGCUCACCUGUGCAGAUGCUGGUGAAAGAACAGGCCGCCGAUGCUCUCGCCCAUCACCACAACAAGUGUAACUGCGAGACCAUCAUUCCGCGGGAAAACCUGGACGAGAGAUACGGACUAGUCGAGGAGCCCGAGGAGAUCAGGCGGAAAAGGGACAGCUUGGAUCAAGAGGCUGCUGGACGACUGGCGGACAUUAUGCACCAGGAACUGGUGUCGGACAUGGAAGCACGGCAGUGCAUGCUCUGA